Molecule: messenger RNA, 3241 nt
Organism: Trichosurus vulpecula (common brushtail)
Lineage: Eukaryota; Metazoa; Chordata; Mammalia; Diprotodontia; Phalangeridae
Gene: MRPS12
Product: mitochondrial ribosomal protein S12
Exons: 3
Coding region: 321-749 (142 amino acids)
Biological process (GO): translation
Cellular component (GO): small ribosomal subunit; ribosome
Molecular function (GO): structural constituent of ribosome
Source: RefSeq, a predicted model, not a curated record
GAAGGUGAGAGCGGGGCAGCUUCGGGGCGAUCUGCGCUCCGGCUCCGAGGCGGUCCGGGCUUUGGGGAGGGACUUCUGGGUGUAGCCCCGGGACAGAUACUAGACAGAGUGCGUCCCGGGUUAGGGCGAAGCGGAGGGCGGCCUGAGGCUAGAUCACCCGGAGGACUUCCCGGGUGGGGGCGGGGCAGGGGCGGCUCAGGGAUAUUGGUCGCUUUCACCUUGGGGAGGGACUUGUGAGCACCCCGCGUGGCCUGAGGCUAGACUGCAGGAAGGACUUCCUCGAGUUAGAGAGUUCCUACAAAAGGCGGUCCAGGGUCAGGAUGGCGUGCUCCAACCUCUUCCGCCGUUUGAACUCCUCCCUGAGCCAGGCUCUCUGCCUAGCCCUGAAGAUGCAGCAGGACCAGCGCUGUUCCAUGGCCACACUCAACCAGAUGCACCGCCAUGGCCGUCCCAAGUGGCCCCCAGCCAGCCCUGGCCCCAUGAACGGCUGUCCCCAGCUCAAGGCUGUGGUGCUGAAGACCAUGAUUCGCAAACCCAAGAAGCCCAACUCCGCCAACCGCAAGUGCUGCCGUGUUCGUCUGAGCACAGGCCGAGAGGCCAUCUGCUUCAUCCCUGGCGAGGGCCACAGCCUACAGGAACACCACGUGGUCAUGGUGCAUGGAGGCCGCACCCAGGACCUGCCGGGCAUCAAGCUCAAGGUCCUGCGGGGCAAGUACGACUGUGGCCACGUGCAGAAGAAGAAGAAGUGAUAGGGAGGAAGGCCUGUGGCCAUGCUUAGGGGCAGCUGGCACGGAUGGACCCACAUGGUGGGAGGCCCAGGCUACAAAUAGGCAAAUAACACCAUCAUGAUGACCCUUUACUUGUGUCUAGCUUCUUCCAGUUUCCAAAGCGCUCCUAUGUCCAUCCGCCUCUUACAAUUGUCCUGUGAGAUAGGCUGGGCAGGUGUCACCCCUACUUUACAGGUGAGGAACACUGAGCCCCAAAGAAAGAAACUUGUCUGACACGAAGUCAGUCUGAGGUAGGUUUUUCAGGCUGGGUAGGGGAGUGGUCUUCUGGUUGGCCCUCCCAGGACCCCUGUGACAUUUGGGCAGUGACAGGCCUGGCCGGACGACCCCCAUCUCUUACGAGGGAAAAAUGAUUCAGUCAGAUGGUGCUAGAAGGAAUAUAGACCCUGGUAGGUGUUAAAGAAGGCAGGCAGCCUGUGUUCCCCACAAACCUGAGUGUGGUAGUCUGGGCUUCAGGGGCUGCCUGAGCAUGGAAGAAGAGGGCCCGGGCUGCAAGAGUUGGAGCUGGCCAAGGAGGGCUUGACCUGGGUCUUGGAGAAAUGGCUUUGGAGAAGGGGAGGAGAGAAGGUGUCCCCAGUGGGGUAGGAGUGACAGACUGGGGACACCCCCCAGUGAGGGAGGGGGUGUGCUAGGAUGACCCCAAAGGCUGUGAAAUCAACCAGUGGAAUGUUGAAAAGGCAAGCCCCCAUCCACCCUCCCUACCAGGGUGUCACCUGUCUAGCCCAGGAGAAUUCCCCACUGCCCACCACUGCCAGGUCAGCUGCUGGCUGUGGCAGAGAUCUCUCGGGCCAGGCUCUGCUUAGGGCUGUUUUGGUUUAGGGUGAGACAGUCACACAGGAAGAGCAGGCUUGGAAAGCUUGGCAUCAACAGGACAUUUCAUUACUUUAUCUUUCCCCUUAAACUUACCCCUUUUCCAAACUUCCUUAUUCCUGCUGGCAUCACCAUCCUUGUAGUCAGCUUCUGGCACCUUCCAAUCCUUGUUGCCAAAUAUUGUUCCUGUACAACAUUUCUGCAGCCCUUCCCUUCUAGUCAUCCUGAUGCUACCCUAGUUCAUGCCUUUGGCCCUGAGCUGUCUCCCUCAAAUCUUACUCAGUUGGCUGCCAGAGGGAUCUUCCUGAAGCCCACCUCACCCCCUCCUCAGCUCCGGUGCCUUCCUGUCAGCCCCACGUUCAAACAGAAGAUCCUUUUUGGCUCUUAAAGGUCUUCAUGAAACGGACCUGCUGCGCCCUUGCCGUGGUCUCCACUUCCUGCAGCCUUGAUGCUGGUUCUCACACUCAUACAAAAAGGCAACUCAGCUCCACAGGCAUCCCUAAAAAGAGAACUGGGUUAGAAAAAUAAGGAGGGGAGAGGGAAAACCAAUUCACUUCCCAGUCAGUCAACUGUCAGGUGCCUACCUGUGUGCCAGGCCUGUGCUAAGUACUGGGGAUACAAAGAGAGGCAAAAGACAGCCCCUGCCCUUAAGGAGCUUACAGUGUAAUGGAAAAGACAACACACAACUAUAUACAAAGCAUGUUUUAUACAGGAUAAAUAAGAAAUAAUUAAUGGAGUAGAAUUUUAGCUGGGACUUAAGAGAAAGCCAGGGAAGUCAGUGGGCAGAGGGGGAGGAGGAAGAGCUUUCUAGGCCUGGGGGAGAGGCAGAGAUGGAGGGUCUCAUUCCUGGAGCAGCCAGGAGGGUGGGUGGAAGAGUACCUGGAGGUUAUUAAGCUGUAAGGAGGCCCAGAAGGGUAGGAGGGGGUGAGGGUUUUGUAUUUGAUCCUGGAGGCGAUAAGGAGCCACUGGGGUUUUUUGAGUAGGGAGUGUUAAGGAGGUGGGACCUGGGUUUUAGGAAAAUCCCAUUAGUGGCUGAAUGGACUGAUUUGGACUGGGGAGAGAAACAGCAAGUAGAUCCCUUAACAGACUUAUUGGAAUAAUGCAGGUGGGAGGUAACAAGGGCCUGUACCAGAUGGUGGGCAGUGUCUGAGGAGAGAAGGGGCUAUGGGAUGUUGGGAGAUGAGAGAUAGUGAGGGGUCCAGGAUGACUCCUGGGUUGUGAGCCUGAAAGCCUGGGAGGUUGCUGCUGCCCUCUACGUUGUUUGGGGGGAAUGAUGAUGCACGAGUUCUAACCAGAUGGCCAGCUGGAGAUGUCUGAAAGGCAGUUGGAGAUGCAAGAUUGGAGGUCAGUAGAGAGUCUGAGCCAGAAAAGGUAAAAGAAAGCUCACAGCAUAGAGAUGGUCAUUAAAUCCAUGGGAGCUGAGGAGAAGACCAAGUAAGGUAGUAUGGAGAGAGGGCUGGGAAAGAGCCUGGAGGGAUACCCAAGGUCAGAGGGUGUGAUCUGGAGGAGGAUCGGGCAGAGAAGGAGACUUUUGUCUGGUGGCCACUGAAACAUGACUUCUGAAAAGCCGCUCUGUUCCCUGACUCCUCUGGCUUAUUAGGAUACUGCUUGAAUUGUAUCUCUUCAAUUAAAAAGCAUAUUAAAAC